Aspergillus uvarum CBS 121591 is the source of this 465-nucleotide messenger RNA. RefSeq lists its product as uncharacterized. The record is from RefSeq and is a predicted model, not a curated record. The transcript has a single exon. NCBI's taxonomy places the organism in Eukaryota, Fungi, Ascomycota, Eurotiomycetes, Eurotiales, Aspergillaceae. The annotation marks the transcript as partial.
CUGAUCAACGAAGCGCAUCAAUUGAGCUCGAUUCGAAUGAAGUUUAUCCUCACCAGCCGCCCUGACAGCUACAUCUUCUCGAAUUUCGACCUCAUUGUACCUGAGUCCCACGGUUGGAAACAAGCACUCCAGGGUGCAGAAUCACCUCCCCACCAGGAAAUGUCUCACCAUGACAUCAGAAUGGUUCUUGAUCAUAAGCUUCGCGAAGUAGCCGAUCAUCAUCAUUUUGGUCCAGACUGGCCGGAGAAGGAAAAGUUGGAUGCGCUUGUUAAGAAGGCUGAUGGGCCGUGGAUUUAUGCUUCAACGGCUUGUGGCUUCAUAUGUGAUAAAAGGGCAAAGAAGGAGUGGGUGAAACAAUGCUUAGAUCUCCUUAUAAAGGAUGACAGACACCCACAUGAGAGACUGGAUGGGAUAUAUACGGAUGUAUUGCGGGAUGUCCUUGAGGUUGCGACCCCCGAGGAAUAA